Molecule: messenger RNA, 1530 nt
Organism: Rubroshorea leprosula
Lineage: Eukaryota; Viridiplantae; Streptophyta; Magnoliopsida; Malvales; Dipterocarpaceae
Source: the annotation of a GenBank genome assembly
CUUGUCUGGCAAUGGCUUUGGAGGAAGAUUGUCUAAGUGGUUGGUUAGUAUGAACUCUUUAAAAUUUUUAGACUUGUCUAGCAACCAAUUCUCUGGAACAUUACCAAAAGAGUUUGUUAUAGGAAAAUCAUUUCUUUAUCUUAGACUUUCAAAUAACAACUUGAUUGGGAAAAUACCUCCUGGUUUAUUUAAGCUUCAAUCAUUGGAAGCAUUGUAUCUAGACAGAAACAAUUUUGAAGGAGAGAUAUCCAAUGUCCACUUUUCUGGGUAUUCAGCUCUAAGCAUAUUGGACAUUAGCAACAACAAUUUGUCAGGAAAGCUUCCAAGAUGGUCAAAGAAUUUCCUUCAUUUGUCUGAAUUGGAUUUAUCCACCAAUCACUUUGAUGGUUCAAUUCCAGAGGAAUUUUGCUAUAUUGCUAGCCUUCGGCUCGACCUAUCUCACAACAAUUUAUCUGGGUCUCUACCACAUUGCUCUAGUCCAUCCUCACGACACUUAUCAGAAAUCUAUUUGAGCAAAAAUAGACUAAAUGGUCUUCUAACACAUUCAUUCUUGAACAUCUCUUCAUUGGAGAUACUAGAUCUUGGAGAAAACAACCUUUCUGGAGGCAUUCCAAAAUGGAUCAGCAACCUUUCUUCCUUGAGGAUCUUGCGUCUAAAAGGUAAUCUCUUUUUUGGUGAAAUUCCAAAUGAAAUAUGUGAGUUGGACCAACUACGAAUCGUGGAUUUGUCUCAUAAUCAACUUUCUGGUCAUAUACCUUCUUGUUUCGGACAUUUAAUUGGCGCUCCGAAUUCAUUUUCAUCAUGGAGUGAAAUUUUCGAUUCUUCAACAUUUAACUUUGACACAUCGACAGAAAUGGAAGCUAGAUUAAUGCAAGAGGUACAUACACAAUUGGGUAGCCAUGGGCAACAUUGGAUAGAACUUGUUACCAAGUGGUGGUCUUACACUUAUGAAGGCAACAUUCUUGAUUACAUGUCUGAAAUUGAUCUCUCUUGUAACCAACUAACAGGCUUAAUCCCACUUGCAAUGGGAAACUUAAGUGACAUUCAUUCACUUAACUUGUCCCACAACAACUUAACUGGACCCAUACCUUCUACCCUCUCAGAUUUGAAGCAACUUGAAAGCUUGGACCUUUCUUUCAAUGAUUUGACUGGUGAGAUUCCAUCUCAACUUACUGAGCUAAACUUUUUGGCAGUUUUUAGUGUUGCACACAACAAUCUUUUAGGUCCCAUCCCAUAUGGAAAAGGACAGUUUGGAACCUUUGACAACAACAGUUAUGAGGGAAACCCGCUUCUUUGCGGACCUCCAUUGGAAAAAAGUUGCAAGGAAACUAGUGCACAACCAAAGUCCUAUACAUAAAUCCAUAUUGGCGACGAGCAUGGUUUUAUUUGAUUGAGAGGUGUGUCACCAAUUGCUACUAUUUAAUCUUGGAUAAUAUUCUAAGAUUCUAGUGUUGUAAUAAUGUAACUAAUUUAUGUCUGUUAGGAUGUACUUUCAUCCAUGCCAGGUUUUAAUAAUGCAUUUCAGUUUUC